Molecule: messenger RNA, 1006 nt
Organism: Closterium sp. Yama58-4
Lineage: Eukaryota; Viridiplantae; Streptophyta; Zygnematophyceae; Desmidiales; Closteriaceae
Source: the annotation of a GenBank genome assembly
CGAAACAGGGUCGCUGACAGCAUCAGCAGGAUCGUCGGCGCCAGGAGCGUUCCGCCUGAACCCCACCUUCCAGCAGCAGCUGCAGCAGGCGCUCACGUCAGGUGCGCCCGUGUCUCGACCCAGUGUGCCGGCCUCAGUGGCCACCCGCCUGCCAUCGGCUGCUGAGCUGGCAGCCCAUGCCACGAGCCACUGGGAGGCAGUGCUCAUGCAUCUCAUAUCGCCGCCGUCCAUAGCUGGGGGGCACGGUGCUGCUGUCAUCACACGCGUGCUCAUACGAGCUGGCCUGCUCACCCACUCGGGUUCCUCUCUCUCAGUCGUGUCAACCUCCGCCUUCCCCUUCCUUCUCAAAGACCGGAACGAGCAGCUGUGGGCGAUAGUGUCGAGCUACAUUGAGUUGGCCCAGGACAGGGGGCAUGACAGUGGGGAUGUGAUCGCGUUUCUCCUGGAGCUCGGAUUCCACAACAUUGGAAGGGUACAGUUACAACAUUGGAAGGCCAUACAGCAUGUCAACGCUGACCAGCAUGCAGCAGGAGAUGGUGGAGGAGAUCGCACAGCUGGGCUUCGUGCUCACUCACAAGGGGAGGCACGAUCAGUGGUUCAUCCCGACUCACCUUGCAGCUGCGCUCUCCUCCAGCCUAUCCGAAUCCGCCACGUCAGAUUCAGAGCGUGGCAGGGCUUCAUAGUGGUGGAGACCAACUUCAGAGUGUAUGCAUACACGCACUCCAAGCUGCAGGCGGAGAUCCUCUCCCUCUUCAUGAGGCUAGAGUAUCGACUGCCCAACCUGGUGGUGGGAGUGAUGAAUCGAGAGACUGUCAACAACGCCCUUGCCCUCGGCAUCGUUGCAGAGCAGAUAGUGCAGUACGUGCGCAAGAAUGCUCAUCCCCUGGUGGCCACCAAGGCGCCGGUGGUGCCCGAGACAGUGGUGGACCAGAUCCGCCUGUGGGAGUUUGACCGCAAUCGAGUGGCCACCACUGCUGCUGUGCUCUACAAUGACUUCCCCACCCAG